GUAUUAUUAAUCUCAUGGAUAUUGGUGUAACGUUAAGUACACACGGGCAAAGGACAAAAGUAAAUCGAGUUAGCCGCAACAAGUAACGUUUUAUUAAGAGUGUGCGAUAUUAGUGCUAUCCAGUAUCAGCCAGAACGCUGAAUGCAGUUUUCGUGAUAUUUAAACGUUGGCACUGGAGGAAACGUGAAAAGAUAUAUAUAUAUUGAAGUCUUGCAACAUGACAAAUGAGGAUGAUAAGGUGAUCCCAGUGCGGGUUGCCUUGCGAUGUCGCCCGUUGGUACCUAAAGAAAUCAAUGAGGGAUGUCAGUGCUGUCUCACUUUUGUGCCUGGGGAGCCACAGGUGGUCGUUGGCACAGAGAAAGCAUUCACCUAUGAUUAUGUAUUCGAUCCCACUGCUGAACAAGAAGAAGUCUUCAAUACGGCUGUGUCCUCCUUAUUGUGUGGGCUUUUCAAAGGCUACCAUGCUACAGUUCUUGCAUACGGACAGACAGGAUCAGGAAAGACCUUCUCCAUGGGAGGAACAUACACAUCAGCUCAAGAAAAUGAUCCUUCAGUCGGAGUUAUUCCACGAGUUAUCAGACGGAUCUUUGAGGAAAAGGAGAAAAGGACAGACUGUGAUUUCUGUCUGACAGUAUCUUACCUGGAGAUCUAUAAUGAAGAUAUAUUGGACUUGCUGUGUGCAUCUAAAGAUAGACCUGCCAUCAGCAUUCGGGAAGACCCUAAAGACGGCAUUAAGAUUGUGGGUUUAACUGAGAGGCAGGUGUUCUCUGCCCAUGAGAUGGUGGGUUGUCUGGAGCUUGGAAAUUCUGCUCGCACUGUGGGUUCCACAGCGAUGAACGCCGCUUCUUCACGCUCACAUGCUAUCUUCACCAUUACACUGGAGCAGCGCAGAGGGACAGACAAAGUCGACUCAAUUGUUUCAAAAUUGCACCUUGUGGAUCUGGCUGGUUCAGAAAGGCAAAAGAAAACCAAAGCGGAGGGAGAUCGUUUAAAGGAAGGUAUCAGCAUCAAUCGCGGCCUUUUGUCUUUGGGUAAUGUGAUCAGUGCCUUGGGGGAUGAAAGCAAGAAAAAUGCCUUUGUUCCUUACAGAGACUCCAAGCUCACCCGCUUGCUACAAGAUUCUUUGGGAGGCAAUAGCCACACUUUGAUGAUUGCAUGUGUGAGUCCUGCAGACUCAAACAUGGAGGAGACCAUCAAUACGCUGCGAUAUGCUGACAGAGCUCGCAAAAUUAAAAACAAACCCAUAGUCAAUGUUGACCCCAGAGCUGCAGAAAUGAACCGUUUGAAACAACAGGUUCAGGAGCUGCAGGUGAUGCUACUUCAUGCCCGUGGAGGAGUAGCUCCGGUGCUCUCUGGGCCAGAGUCAACGGAAAAGGUGACUAAGCUGUUGGAAAGGAACCGCGCUCUGCAGGACGAGAACAGCAAGCUAAGCAGGGAGCUGAGUGAGGCAGCUGGACAGACUGCCUUCAUGUUUGAGAAGAUCAUUAUGACAGAACAAGCAAAUGAGAAACUACAGAGCAAACUGGAACAACUGCGGCACCAUGCAGCAUGUACAGUGGAUCUUGAGAAAGUGUUGGAGACACUGGAGGACCAGGAGUUGAAGGAGAACGUUGAGGUGAUGAGGAACCUGCAAGACGUCAUCUUGGAGCUCAAGAAUGAGAGUGCAGGCAUCGCCGCCUCCAUCGAUGCUAUGGCUGCAGGAGAGGAUGGGCCUGAGCUGUCUGGGAAUGGCAGUAAAAAUGCAGCACAUGAGUCCCCAUCAGAUGUCACUGCCAUUGUUGGUAAGGACUCCCCAGAGGCUUUUACAGCCCAUCAUGCACUGCGGCAGGCUCAGCUCUCCAAGGAAUUGAUUGAGCUGAACAAAGUGUUGACCUUGAAGGAAGCUUUCGUGAAGAAAAUGUGCCAGAAUGACACCCAGUUGGAGCCGAUGCAAUCAGAGCACCAGAAAAAUGUGCACACUCUACAGUCCGCAGUGGAUUCACUGCAGAAGGAGAAAGAGGAACUCGUUUUGGCACUUCAGUCUGCAAAGAAAGACACUAACCAGGCUAAGCUUAGUGAGCAACGGAGGAAGAGACUGCAGGAGCUUGAGGGCCAGCUCAACGACAUGAAGAAGAAGCUUCUUGAGCAGUCCAAACUGCUGAAACUCAAAGAGUCCUCUGUUCAGAAAGUUAGCAAACUCAAUCAAGAGAUACAGGCUAUGAAGACCCAGCGUACACAGCUGAUGAGGCAGAUGAGGGAGGACUCUGAGAAAUUCAGACACUGGAAGAGCAAGAAGGACAGGGAGGUGCUGCAGCUAAAGGAGAAGGAUCGUAAACGCCAGUAUGAGUUGCUUAAACUUGAGAGGGAUUUCCAGAAACAGGCCAAUGUUCUGCGUCGUAAAACUGAGGAGGCUGCAGCUGCAAACAAGCGGUUGAAAGAUGCCCUACAGAAGAGAAGUGAGGUAGCAGAGAAACGCAAAGAUGUCCAUAACAGAGGAAUGGAGGGAGCUGCUGCACGAGUUAAGACUUGGCUUCUCAAUGAAGUGGAGGUGAUGGUUAGCACAGAGGAGGCCCGGCGCCACCUCAAUGAUCUGCUGGAGGACAGAAAGGUCUUGGCUCAGGAGAUCAACCACCUCAAACAGCAGAUAGAGGCUGGGGAUCGACCCGCUGCCAAAAUCAGGCGUCGGACACUGAUCAUCUCUGAGCUGGAGAGCCAUGGGGCGCUGGAAACACCUCUGACCAAACAGGUGGAGAACCUGGAGACAGAGAUGGGCCUCAGGAAUGCCCAGAUAGCUGACCUUCAGCAGAAAGUUGUUGUUGCAGACAGCGAGGGGCGUUUGAAACAACGCAUAGAUAGCAUCACAAGCAUAGUCGAUGCCAAGUGUGCACUUAAGGUCCUGAUGUCUGAGCUGGUGUCUGCUAAAACAGCCAGUGCCAAGCUGGAGAGUGAAGUCAAUCAGGAGAAAGGGAAUGCACAAGAUUUAAGGAAGUUGCUGGCUGACGAGAGAAAUGUGAUGUCAACCAUGGACAUGGAGCACCAGCAGCAGCUGGUGGAACUAGAGCAGAGGCAUCAAGAGAAGGUCCUUUACCUCCUUAACCAGCUACAGAACAAACCCAUAUGUGAAGAGUCGGACGAAAAAGAUGAGAGUUCAAAGGAAAAGGAGCUUCUCCAGCGCCUCAAAGUUCAGGAAGAAGAGCUUGAAAAGCUACGAGAAUUAAGUGAGCAGAACCAGAAACUGGUGGAGCAGAAUGAGCAAUACAGACAGAAACUCUCAUUGGUCCACCUGGCAAGUGGAAAGAAAAUCCUUGUGCCUACGACCAACAAUGAAAAGAGCCCAGAUGACUCAUUUGAGUACGUUCCUCCAAAGCCUAAAGGGAAGCGCUUCACCACAGCUAAAGCACCGCUGAGUAUGGCCAUCAACAUUGAAGAGCUGAUGUCUUCCAGUGAGGAUGAGGAUGAAGAGGAUGAGUGGCGUCCUGAGAAACCUGAGAAGGGACGCAGUAUCUCAAAGAAACCAAAAGCAACAGGGUGUGCGUGUAAAGGUCGCUGCGUCAACAAGCAGUGCAGGUGCCGCAAAGGAAAGAUGACAUGUGGGGAGAACUGCCAGUGUGAUCAUGAGAAAUGUCGAAAUAUGGAUAACCAGGUAACUGCUGAGGAUGCCAGUCUGACAGAAAGUGUUUCCAGAGACUCGGCAUCUCUUCAAGAUCCCACAUCUGUCAGCCCUGACAACACCACAUUUUUCAAGCCGCCAUCUUGUACGCCCACUAAGAAGGUGCUAAAAGAAAUCGGAGACAUGGGACAUGCCACUGCAGACCUAAAGUUGGUCAAUAAACCUGUCUUGCUAGAGGAAGUGGAGGAGGACGAUGACAAGGAGGACAGAACAACAGUCAGCUUCCUCAAGAAGAAGAAAAGACUCCUGACGAGUUUUCAGAAUAGUUUUUUCUCUGGAUGCACUCCAAUCAGAGAGGAAUCUUAAUCAGGACGGUGCAUGGCAGGGCUUUUUGCAGCAGGUGUCCAUAUGUUUGGUUAAAUGUUUUGUCAAGGUGUAUUCAGUCUUUUUAAAUGUGACUAAACUGUUGUGUACUGUAGCUUGAAAGUAGCUGUUGAUUUUAAAACACUUUGUUUUCUGUAGAGGUUAACAAAAGGACUAUGAAUAGCAUUGAAUCGUUUACUGGAAUUCACAAUGAGAUGAUCAAGAAGCCUGUACAUAAUAUUUUAGUUUAACGUGUUACCUGAUAUUUCUAAUAAAGUAAGACUAAAUUCGCUUUGCUAAUAUGGAAAAUCAGUAGUCCACCAAUUUACAGUCGAGCAGUUUUACACGAGUACUAUUCAACACACCAUUAUAACACAACGUCUUGGGGAGCAACCUUUAGGUAUUUAACUGUGCUUUUAGUACCAGAGCUGAAUAAAGUCUUACAGUCAAAUGUGGUUUUUAAACAAACUGAAUGCGUACCAGUGUAUCUCAGCGUCACGAGUUGAUGGAAAAUAAUUUAUUUCAUUUAUUGGUCUGUUAUGAUUAAUGUUUUACUUUUGACUCACUUUCAUUGCUGUUUCUUAGUAGCAGUUAAUCUUUAGUGGAAAGGUUUUUUGACAUUGAAUUAAAAAAAUAAAAAUUAAAGUGAACUGUACUUUUGCCCCAUACUGAGUUACACUGUAAAUAGUAGCACACACAUUUCUUUCUCACAAAUCCCCCGAACACUCAGAAGAACAAAAUAAACAGCAAUUCAGCAACACAGAAUCACAUUAUGUCUUUGGUAUUUUUAUAUAAUGCCGUUUUCCUUGUUGUGCUGCUUAAAAAGAUAUGUUGUCUUUCCAUCCUGUGGUUUCUACAAGGCCUGCGAAGCCUUAAGUGUCAAGAAUUUGCAUUUAUUUAGAUCUUGAGUCCAAUCCAGUGCACUGCCUCUUAUUAGCUUUUGUGUUGAGGUUUUAUUGUCUCAUCAGUUGUUCAUAACAUUUUGGUGAGCAUAUGUUCCACAUUGUUUUUAGUAUCAGCUGAAUAAAAUAGUGCAAUUAAUAUACAA
Molecule: messenger RNA, 5000 nt
Organism: Siniperca chuatsi (mandarin fish)
Lineage: Eukaryota; Metazoa; Chordata; Actinopteri; Centrarchiformes; Sinipercidae
Gene: kif4
Product: kinesin family member 4
Exons: 31
Coding region: 218-3955 (1245 amino acids)
Biological process (GO): mitotic spindle organization; microtubule-based movement
Molecular function (GO): microtubule binding; ATP binding; microtubule motor activity
Source: RefSeq, a predicted model, not a curated record